This is a messenger RNA of Lolium rigidum, 1565 nucleotides long. RefSeq names its product phosphatidylglycerophosphate phosphatase PTPMT1-like. Gene Ontology annotation, molecular function: protein tyrosine/serine/threonine phosphatase activity; phosphatidylinositol-4,5-bisphosphate 5-phosphatase activity. Bases 234 to 1331 code for a protein of 365 amino acids. NCBI's taxonomy places the organism in Eukaryota, Viridiplantae, Streptophyta, Magnoliopsida, Poales, Poaceae. The transcript is spliced from 6 exons. Gene Ontology annotation, biological process: protein dephosphorylation. The record is from RefSeq and is a predicted model, not a curated record.
CGGAGGUGGGGAGAGGAGGCGUGAGCACCAGGAAAAGCGGGGGCCGACGAUAGGUUCCGAUCUCUCUCCAGCUUGCGGGAUCGCGGACCCAAUUCGAUUCCGCCCCGAUCGAUCGAUUCGUGCCGGCCCUGCCUUCGCUUUCCCCCUUGGUAGUCGGUAGAUUCCUGGUGGGGAUUUUUUCUUCCUGUUGAGCCGAUUUUUCCCGAUCGGAUCGGACCGGAUCGAGUCCGGAGAUGCGAAUCGAGGAGUUCCACGGUGGUUCCGGUGGCGGCGGUGGGGGUGGAGGUGGAGGGGAGCUGCAGCUGCGCCGGGAGGACGGCUGGGAGCUGAAGCUGCGUGCCGAGCAUGCCGCCGAUGAGGUGCAGGGAGAGGAGGAGGGCGCCGCGAGGGCGAUCGUGCGGGCGGCUUUCGACGCCAAGCGCGCGGCGGUGGGCGUGGGCGCAAGGAUGCUAUUCUACCCCACGCUGGCGUACAACGUCGUCAGGAACCAGUUCGAGCCUCACUUCCACUGGUGGGAUCAGGUCGACGAGCAUGUGCUGCUGGGCGCGGUUCCGUUCCCGAGCGAUGUUCUGCGGCUACAGAAGCUUGGAGUCUGCGGCGUCGUCACGCUAAACGAAUCGUAUGAGAGGCUCGUGCCCAAGCCACUGUAUGAGGCUCAUGGGAUUGAAAACCUGGUGCUACCAACUCGUGACUACCUUUAUGCGCCUUCAUUAGACAACCUAUGCAAGGCUGUUGACUUCAUCCACAGAAAUGCUUCAUGCGGUAAACUGACCUAUGUUCACUGCAAAGCUGGACGGGGACGUAGCACCACAGUUGUGCUUUGCUACUUGGUUCAGUACAAGCAAAUGACACCUGCUGGAGCUUUUGAACAUGUACGGUCAUGCAGACCAAGGGUUUUAUUGGCUUCAGCACAAUGGAAAGCUGUCCAGGAAUUCUACCAGCUAAGAGUGAAGAAAACUGUUAAGCCCAGUUGCCAGGACAAACCAAUCAUCAAGUCCCCGUCUCCAGUGUUCCUUGCCACUGGCAACCUCAUCACUUUUGAUGAGAAGACAUUUGUGAUGGUCUCAGAAUCAGACCUAGAAGGGUAUAAUGCGGAUACCUUGGCAGUUAACAUGGGCAGUGACUUGUGGGAAAUAAGCUUAGUAUACCGCGUGCAGUUUGCCAGCCAGGCAGCAUUUGCAGGGUUUUCAUACCUGUGGUUGCAGUGCCGUGCCCAGAAGGACAAGGAGGCACUUGCCGAGAGCAUGGGGAGUGAGAGCUGCUCUCUUGAGGCGGAGCAGCCUGCCAAUGGUCACCCCUGUCUACUUCAAGGUGUUGUGGUUAAUCCAUGAAUCGUCCUGAGCGACCUGGUGUCUUUUUGUCUUGCACCCGUACAUAUGAAAGAGAAGGAGAUGCAGUGUGAAGCCUCUACUCCAGUCUGCAGCAACCAAGGAGUGCAGUUGCUCGAGUCUGUAUAUAUGUGUUGUAAUAAGUUGACUGCUACGUGUACAAAGGUAAAUGGAAACCGCCUCAAAUUGUUAACCUUACUUGCGAAAUCUGUAUAUAUAUGUACUACUACUUUCUUA